UAUAUAACACUCGCAAUGAUUGAUGGAUCAAAGUCUGUUCUGCGGCAGGCAAGCUCGCCGGCCUUCUCCUUCCCCCACCACCUCACCCAGCCUGUUUCUGCAGCACCCACCAGAAAUAGAUCACGAGCAGAACUCUUCUCCGAGCCUUCCCCUCUCGCACCCAGCAAGAUGUCGGCCCGUGAGUCCCUCGGCCUCGCCGGCCAUGUCGUCCGCGGCCGGUGGUUCAUGGCCUUCGCAUCCUUCCUUGUAAUGUCGACCGCCGGCGCCACCUACAUCUUCGCGAUCUACUCCAAGGACAUCAAGACCUCCCUCGGCUACAACCAGGAGACGCUCAACACCAUCUCCUUCUUCAAGGAUCUCGGCGCCAACGUCGGCAUCGUCUCCGGCCUCCUGGCCGAACUCGCCCCUCCCUGGGUCAUCCUCGCCAUGGGCGCCGCCAUGAACUUCUUCGGCUACCUCAUGAUCUAUCUCGCUAUCACUGGCCGCCUCGCCCACACCCAGGUGUGGCAGAUGUGCCUCUACAUAUGCGUCGGCGCCAACUCGGGUACAUUCGCCAACACCGCGGCGCUCGUCGCUGCCGUCAAAAACUUCCCCGAGAGCCGCGGCAUCGUGCUCGGCCUCCUCAAGGGCUUCGUCGGCCUCAGCGGCGCCAUCUUCACCCAGCUCUACCUCGCUUUCUACGGCACCGACUCCACGUCGCUCGUGCUGCUCAUCGCGUGGCUCCCCGCGGCCAUCUCCGUCCUGUUCCUCCCCACCGUCCGCAUCAUGAAGGUGGUGCGCCAGGCCAACGAGUUCAAGGUGUUCUGCUCCAUCCUCUACAUCUCCCUCGUCCUCGCCGCCUACCUCAUGGUGGUGAUCAUUGUCCAAAAGAGGGUUUCCUUCUCCCGCUCGGGGUACGGCGUCAGCGCCGCCGUCGUCCUCCUCAUCCUCUUCCUCCCCCUCGUCGUCGUCAUCAGAGAAGAGAUCAACGUCUACAACCAGAACAAGCAAAUGGUGCCCCAAACUCCUCCGCCGCCCUCUGUGACCAUCGACAAGGAGACGAUCUCCGAACAAGCACCGACCGAGGUCGACUCGAGCUUGCGUUCGAUUAGCUCUGACGAGAAGAAACCGGUACUGGCACGCAUCAUCGAGGCCGUGAAGCCUCCCAAGAGAGGAGAGGACUACUCCAUUCUCCAGGCGCUCCUGAGCCUCGACAUGCUCAUCAUCUUUUUCGCCACCAUCUGCGGCGUCGGCGGCACGCUGACGGCCAUCGACAACAUGGGCCAGAUCGGCGAGUCGUUGGGCUACCCCACCCGGAGCAUCAGCACCUUCGUCUCCCUCAUCAGCAUAUGGAACUACAUGGGCAGGGUGGCCGCCGGCUUCGCGUCCGAGAUCUUCCUCGUCCGGUACAAGUUCCCCCGCCCGCUGCUCUUCGCGCUUGUCAUGGCCCCCUCCUGCGUCGGCUACCUCCUCAUCGCCUUCGGCGUCCCCGGCUCGCUGUACAUCGCGUCCGUGAUCAUCGGCUUCUGCUUCGGGGCGCAGAUGCCGCUGCUCUUCGCCAUCAUCUCGGAGGUGUUCGGGCUCAAGUACUUCGCGACGCUGUACAACGUCGGCGGCCUCGCCAGCCCGGUGGCCUCCUACCUACUUAACGUGAGGGUGGCCGGCUAUCUGUACGACCGGGAGGCCGCGAAGCAGAACGCCGGCGUGAUCUCGUCCUCUUCGUCCAAGUCGUUGACGUGCAUGGGGGUACGGUGCUUCAGGCUCUCCUUCCUCAUCAUAACGGCGGUUACGGUGGUCGGAGUUCUUGCGAUGCUGAUCCUGGUGUGGCGAACCUGGGCGUUCUAUAGAGGAGACAUAUAUGCCAAGUUCAAGGAAGGUGGGGAAGGAGGCAGCAGUGAGGACAAGGCGAAGAAGAAAGAAGCUUGCGUGAGAAUGGCAAGGCAGAUGACAACAGAAGCGUCAGCUAUGCAAAGCAAAGCUUAGCUUGUCUCCUUCUGUCUCUUGUACUCAUCCAAGGUAAAUGGAGGACACCAGCUCUAAUAGAUUUGGAAGUCACCAUAACUCAUCAAUAUAGUGAGAAUGAUAAGAUUGUUCUUGUGGGACUAUUUUUCAAUGAACUAAUAAUACUUAAGUGGCAACAAAUUGAGUAUA
This is a messenger RNA of Musa acuminata AAA Group (dessert banana), 2130 nucleotides long. RefSeq lists its product as uncharacterized. The transcript has a single exon. Gene Ontology annotation, cellular component: membrane. The record is from RefSeq and is a predicted model, not a curated record. The coding region runs from base 16 to 1962 and encodes 648 amino acids. NCBI's taxonomy places the organism in Eukaryota, Viridiplantae, Streptophyta, Magnoliopsida, Zingiberales, Musaceae.